AUCCGACAGCGGUAUUUGAGCUGAGAUUGAACUUGGAUUUGACUAUGAGCAACUCACUCAUGCGCACUUUUGAAUCUCGUCCAUUGGAACAGUCGAAGGCCAAGGAAGGACUGUUGCCUGCUCACAAAGAUGAAGAUUAUCUGGAGAGUGACGCUAGCGCUUUGCAAGCCAUCGAGGAAGGACGCCGCUUAUAUGUAGGGAAUCUUCCCUAUAUGGCGAAGAAACAGGACGUCCAGGCAUUAUUCGAAGGAGAUGGUUACACCGUAAGGGAGGAAGCCAAUCGUGCAAUGGCAGACCUCAACCAGCGCGACUUUUUGGGAAGACCAGUGAAGAUUGGUCCAGGCAAAGCCAGGAGGCCGAGGCCGCAUCCGUCGCCGAAAAUCUUCCCGCUCGUUUUCGAAGGCUGGCGCGAAUCGAAUGCCUCAGAUCACUGGGAAGGAUAUGCAGCUCAAGGGAAGCGAUUGUACGUCGGCGGGCUGCCGACUAUGGCUUCUCAUCGCGUCCUCAAUGAGAACAUUCGUGAGCUUUUCCGCGGCUUUCAAUUGGAGGCUGUGAGCAAGAUGAUUUCCCCACCCGUCCACAGGCCAGGUCCGCGCAACCAUUUUUAUGUCUUCGUGGAUUUUACGAAUGCCACGGAGGCGGGAGAGGCGGCGAAAAAGCUGGACGGUACUUUGGCGUUUGGGGGUAGAAUUCGGGUAAGUAGAGCCAAAGAUAAUAGCAACUCACGGAAGGUGGGUGAGAGAGCAAGAUGGGAGGAAGAGCAACAGAGGAAUAAUUUCCCAGCAUUGGAGCACGAUAAGAAUAAUCCGGAGUAUGAUUGAAGUGUAUAUACA
Molecule: messenger RNA, 833 nt
Organism: Desarmillaria tabescens
Lineage: Eukaryota; Fungi; Basidiomycota; Agaricomycetes; Agaricales; Physalacriaceae
Product: putative ribonucleoprotein
Exons: 4
Coding region: 45-821 (258 amino acids)
Cellular component (GO): cytoplasm; nucleus; ribonucleoprotein complex
Molecular function (GO): mRNA binding
Source: RefSeq, a predicted model, not a curated record